CGGCGCCCGGGCCGGGGAUCGUGCCCGAAUCCGCGACCCAGUCCUGGUGCGGGCCCCAGCCCUCGCCCCCGGCAGCUGCCGCUUCGUCUUCACUGCUGUGACUCGAAGCGUUCCCCAUGGGGUCUCUGUCUCGGGCGCCCGGCUCUGCAGCCGCCGCCGCCUCCCCGCCUCGACCUGUCAACCUCCGACGGCACCCGGCGGGCGGGGACAGAGAGGGGACGCCGGCGGCGGCUGUGGCUUCCGGCUUCCUCGCCGUCCAGUGAGGACUGCUGUCGCAAAGGCGCCGUCAAGCGGCCUCUACCAGCUGUCGUGAGACAGCCAGCGGAGGACACCCUUAGUAAACGGUGGAGGCCUGAUUUCCAAGAGAGCGCGCCUGUCAUGACGUCUACAUCAUCCCGGAGCCUCCUUUGCCACCAUCUUUGUUGGGGGCGGACAACGUGCAAUCCAAAAAGGCCUUUCGCUGUUCAGUUUCUCGGUAUCCCUCCACGUUCAAUAGCUAUGCUGAAAAAGCAUGAGAACGAGUCGGAGCCAGGGAGUGAACUUUUCGCCAAAGACUUUUUUCUGUCAAUCCUCUGUUGUCCCCUUAAUCACAGGCAGCCAUAGAGUGUCGCGCCGGUGACGUCGCGGUGGCGUUUCCGCCAUCUUGGUUGUGGACAGAGAGGCGGCAACUUCGGACAGAGCAGAGGGGUGCGACCGGAUCGAUGCUGAGGCUCGGCGGGCGUGGGCUCUUGCUGGGCCUGGCCGCAGCGGCGGCGGCUGUCAUGGCAGCACGGCUCAUGGGCUGGUGGAGUCCCCGCGCUGGCCUUCGCCUUUUCAUCUCCAAGGAGCUGGCCCGCUACCGCGGCGGCCCUGGGGACCCGGGCCUGUACUUGGCGUUGCUCGGCCGCGUCUACGAUGUGUCCUCUGGCCGGAGGCACUACGAGCCUGGGGCCCACUAUAGCGGCUUCGCAGGCCGAGACGCAUCCAGAGCGUUUGUGACCGGCGACUACUCUGCAGCAGGCCUUGUGGAUGAUGUAUCUGACUUGUCAUUUUCUGAGAUGCUGACACUUCAGAAUUGGCUUUCAUUCUAUGAGAAGAAUUAUGAAUUUGUUGGAAGGGUGAUAGGAAGGUUCUACGGAGAGGAUGGGCUGCCUACCCCAGAACUGACCCACGUAGAGGCCAUGAUCACCAAAGGCUUGGAGGCCAGUAAACAGGAACUGAAAGAGAAGCAGAAGUUUCCACCGUGCAAUGCCGAGUGGAGAUCAACCAGGGGCAGCCGGUUCUGGUGUUCCCCAAACAGUGGAGGUGUGAGCAGAGACUGGAUUGGCGUCCCCAGGAAGCUGUAUAGGCCAGGUGCCAAGGAACCCCGCUGCGUGUGUGUGAGAACAACUGGCCCCCCUAGUGACCAGACAAUGGACAACCCUACACACAGAAAUCGUGGGGACUUGGACCACCCCAACUUGGGAGAAUACACAGGCUGCCCACCCCUAGCCAUCACAUGCUCCUUCCCACUCUAAGCUGAUGCCCUAUAUGUUUUGUGUGUGUGUGAGGAAGACUAGCCCUGAGCUAACAUCCAAUGCCAGUCCUCCUCUUUUUGCUGAGAAAGAUAAGCCCUAGGCUAACAUCUGUGCCCACCUUCCUAUACUUUAUAUGGGACGCCGCCACAGCAUGGCUUGACAAGUGGUGAGUCGGUCCGCCGCACCCAGGAUCCGAACCCCAGGCUGCCGAAGCACAGGGCGCGAACUUAACCGCUGCGCCACCGGGCCGGCCCCUGAUGCCUUAUAUGUUGAUAACACACAGAGAACCCUGCCUAGAACCCUAAGAGGCCCUUGACUCAUGUGCCCUAGGAUGGCUCCUGACAUAAAACGAGGGCCUGGUGGGACUCUGGCCAUACUCUGCAAAUGUGGCUAAUGCCCCCUCACCAUGGGCUUACCAUUCUGUGACUGAGGCCAGAGCUUGGCAACCUGCCUAGUACUGGUCAGCCUGUUUUUGUCACUAUUCCCCUAGAUCCACUUGCCAUCCUUCUUCAGAGCCCUCAGAUAUUAAAGGGCACAAAUAUGACCAACUCAAAACUAACUGGGCAGACAAGCAAAAGGGCUCUGAGCUCUGACAGCUUCAUUCCCACAGACUCCCAGGCUGCCUGGAUCACCUCCCAAUCUGGUCAGGGCAUCAAGGGCACUGGCCCUUGAGGGACAUGUCCCUUUACAACUCAGAAACAAAAGCCGUAUAAAUUAACAGCAUCAACAGAACUCUGUUCCACGUUCCCCACUCGCUAAACUUGUGACCCUUGACUUUUACAACCUUUCUUAUAUGUAAGACCUCAACCCUAAGGCGAACUUGAAUCUACAACCAAAAGCCACACUGAGUUGUUGGGCCGACAGAGUGAGAGGUGACGAUAAAUAGGAGAGGCUAAUUCUGGAAAUGGAAAAGCUUUUGCUUACGUGGAUCCAGCAAAUCCAGAUGCCUCUGAACAAAGCAACAAUUUAAAGCAAGGAUAUUAUUUCUCUUUUAAACACUUAAAAUGGGGUGUGGUGUGUUUUCAGAGAGAGAAGUCUGCAUUUUGAGUGAAAGGUAGUUUCACAGCUCUAACAAGAUAACUGGUUAAUGCAACAUCGAAGUUUGGGCAAGGCUGCAAAUGUCAGUACAAACAGCCUCGGCUUAAGGGUGCUGGGCUUGCAACAUUUCUAGUGCAUCCCAUGUCCAAGGUCACCUGUAAUCUCCUACACUGGACAAACUGCAUACCCAUCACCUCUUGGAUUCUUAACUAUUUGGAGGGCAAGGAGUGUUCCUACUUUACAGAUAAGGAAAUUAAGACUGGAGCUGUUACAGGUUCAUGGUCUUUCCUCAUCUGAGCCUUCACCUCAACUCCUUUUCCCAAUCCCCUCAACUCUUAUUCUAAACAUUGUCUAUCCUUCUUCCUUUCUCUCUUUUUUUCUCUCCUUUAUCAUUCAUCUCACUAGAUAGCUUUCCAGACUGACUGGGAAAUGGAGGCUGCCUCCCCUUCACUUGCAAGACUCGUAGCUCACUGCCCCGUGGCCACAGCUGUUCCUUACACCUUGACUCUGCUCUUGACGCCUUUUGCCACCCCAGGAUCUUCCUCAUCUGCCCUUCUUAUACCUUUGACCUCUCCCUGCCCCCCGCUUCCCCCUAAGUAAGCAUUAAACAGCUCACUUCCCUCACAUCAUAAAGACACGGUCUCCCUCAACACCGCACUCUUCUGAAGCACCGUAUCUACUUCCUGUCACAGCUAAGCUUUCUGAAAACGCUGUGUGUACUCACUAUCUUGGCUCCUCAGCCCCCAUUUAUUGUGCAACACAGUCGCCUGGCUUCUGCCCUUCUCUGCUCAACAGCAGGAUAAAUUCUGUAUUGGCAAAUCCCAUGGCCACAUUCAGUUAUUACCUACCUGGGCCUGUCACAUUUGAGGGCCUCCAUAAAACCCUCCUUCAGCUUUUCCCUGGUUUCCCUUUUUUCCCUCAGGCCAUUCCUUCUCAGUCUCCUUGAAAGCCUCCUCUCCUCCUUGAACUCCUUCCCACUAGCUCUUCUCACUCCUACUUCAGCUGCCACUCGAGACUGCCAAAUCUGUAUCUAGUCCAGGCGGCUUUCCUGGGCAUUUCUGUGGGCACCUGAAGCUCUACAUUUCUGGCAUUCUAUCUUCAUCUUCUCCCUCGUGAUUCUUCUAGUUCCCCUGCUGAUGGUUCCGCCAUCACUGUCUACACCCAGUCACACCAAGUAAGAAUCCUGGCAGUCAUCCACAACUCCUUCCUCUCGUGUUCCCCUCCUCCCAUCCAAUCUCCAAGUCCUGGCAGUUCUACCUCCUCAGUUCUCUCCUUGCCAUUCCCUCUUGUCUAUUCCCAGUACUCCUCCUCUGGUUUAGGCUGUCAUUUCUCACCCAGAUUACUGCAGGAAUCGAACUGCGCUCCCUCCUUCCAGUCCAUCCUCCACACUGCUGCUUUCUUGAUGAUCAGGGCAUUCCCCAUUUAAACCUCUUCAGUGGCUCCCCAUAUCUAAAAGGGUCAAGUGCUAACUCUUCAGCAGCGUGGCACACAAGACCCUUCUGUGGUCCAUCUCCUCUUAGCGUCUGUAUCUCUUCCACCAGCUCCCACAUGCGCCGUCUUCUCGCUGCAUAAUUAUGCCUACGAUGCCUUCAGCCAGGCUGUCCCUUCUGCCUGGAACGACACCUCUUCCUCCGCCCAAUGUGUCCACCUCUUAUCUCUUCAGAACUCAGCCCAAUCAGCACCUCUUGGGAGCCUUCAUUAACCACCGGUCUGCCAGUUGGAUACAGAUGCAUUUUCCCCUUGGCUUCCUUAACACUGUGUUCACUUUCUAAAAUAACAAAGAUCACAGUGUUUUGUAACCACGAAUUUCCUGUCAGCGUCUUGCACUGGACUGCAGACUGAGGACAGGGACCAAGGGGUACUCAGCUUUGUACCCCCAUAUCCACUGUACCUGGCACAUGGUAAGUGUGCAGAGUUAGCUCUUAUUUUGGAGAUGAGGCAACCAAGGCCCAAAGAAGAAGAACACAAAGCAAUGGAGCUGAGCCUCGAGCCCGAGUUUCUUGUCCUGACCCAGGGCUAUUUCAACUCCCCCAUAGUUCAGUGUGUCUCUGCCCUCCCUGGGGCAGGAGCAAAGAGAAAGAGAGCAGAAAUGAGGACCUUCUUCCGAGCUCCACUCAGCCCCUAACUCAGCGCCUGAGGCUUCCCUGAAACUGGAAGCAGCCCUCAACUCCAAGCUAACUGGGAACCAGUCACUGCCACUGCUCUGGUCCUCCUUAGUCAUUCAACAAAUAUUUAGCAAGCACCCGUGUGCCAUGGGGCAGGGGAUGGGAGGAAGGUGAGGCUCUGGACCUCAAGGAGCUUACAGUAUGGCAGAGGAAAGCCCUGGUUAGAGCACCCAGAAGCCAUUCCCGGGGUAGAGUGGAGGCCAGGUCCAGAGAUGUUCAGACCUUUCCAAAAACAAACUGAAAAAGAAAAGGAACAAAACAAGGCACACUUAAGAGUUACCCCAGCCAAGUAUGGACUUGGGAGGCACCUAGAGGUACCUAAUCUCUCACUGAUGUGAGACCCCUGAACUCCAGGGCAUACUGCAGGACACACCCAGCCAGCCCCAGCAGGUUGCUCACUGCCUUGUUUAAUGAGAAUUCAUCUCCUCUUUGAUGCCAACCUCUUACUUUAUAGUAAAGAGUCUCCUCACGUCAGGGCAGUGGGUGAAUCUUCAAAGGAUUCAGCAAGAAUAGGUUUCAUGGUCAUUUUAAUGGUCUGAAGGGCUCAGCCAUGAGAAGCUAGUGGUUCCUGGAGAAAAACCUGUUCUUUCUCCCUCGAGUAGAGGUGGCUCUGGGCAUAACUAUGGAGGAAGAAAGCAGUUCUUCUCUGAUGGAAGUCACAGAAAGUUCAGCUGGGAUAGUUAGAACUUGCUGGCAGGGGGAAAUGAAGAAAACUACUAUGUGUUGGGCAACAAUGCUGGGCAGGAGCUUUAUCUCUUCUCGUUUAACCUCUAUGCCAGUCUUGAGAGAGUCUCAUUUUAUGGUCCAGAAUGGGGGCCUAAACAUCCUCCUCCACAUCUUCUAAUGGUUACAAGAGACACUGUACGACAGAGCUGAGCUUGGAUCCCAAGUCUGCUCUGCCCUACAUACUAGUGUGCAGUGUUAAAGCAAAGGCCGGGCAGCUGCUCUCCAACAUGCUGAAGGAAACUGUAACAUCUGCCUUUUCAUUCUGAGAUUUCAGUUUUCUAUAAACACAGAACUAAAAGUGAAGAGCCCGGGAUUUUUUGGUCACAGCUCAGCCACCACAUGGCUGGAUAGCAAAGGGAGCCAUAUCAGACCAUCACCCCCAUCCCUUGCUUGCUUAGCUCCAGGACAAGCUAUGAUCUGAAAGAUAGACCCUAUGGACAGCUUGGAGAUGUAUCUGUUCAGAAAUCUGUGGUGCCCCUCAGAGGAGGAUGACCCUGGGCUGAACCCCUACCCUUGAGAGUACUUCCUACUGCCAAAGUCCCCAGAUUCCUGCAAGUAGGCAGCAGACAUUACCCCCAUUAGCCCUCAGGAAGGGGCUCUUGGCAUGCACAACAGAAUCUGUGUACUUGCAUGAGAGUAAGGACAUAUUACUGAUCACCUUCCUUAAGGCAGCCCUGUGAGCUAGGAAGGACCAUGGUCACUUCCAUUUAUAGAUAUAGAAACUAAGGCACAGAAAUUAUGAAACUUGCCCAAUACUGUCAGUUAAUCAAUGACAAGACAGAACUAAACCCAAGUGCUCUUCCCUGGCUGGGCAAAAAUGUGAGUUGAUGCAUUCCUGGUUCCUGUUUGUACUCACAAUAUUAUGACAUAUUAUGACCAGUGUUCACCUCAAGGACGGCUAUUAGGACUACUUGGGAUUGUUAUGUCGAAGCACUGAACAUUGCCUAUUAAUUAUGAGAAAAGCCACCAGAGAGUGGGCUAUAUCACCACAGCUGGUCUGAACUGGGGGUAAGCAAAAUGGAAGAUAGGUAAAGAAAGGGAAUAUGUUAGUUCAAGAGUGUGAGGGCCAGGUGAACUACUAGAUUUGCACGAUUUGUAGAGGGGCUUUAUGGACCACCAGAUUUUCAUUUGCAAGCCCCUGAAACCUUCCUUAGUCUUCUCUGACACCCACAGUGCCAGUCCUCCCUUCAGACUGCAGCCAGCAGAAACCCCCCCGGGGCGGCUCCUCUUGAGUUGCUCCUUAAUAAUGGAGUCCGAGAGGGAAUUUCCAGGGUCCGUUGGAGAGCUUCUGUGGGGUCCAGUGACUGAGACUGUGCAGCUGUGAUCACAUGCAUUGCCAUGAGCUGGAGUCUGGGCCAAGAGCACAGUAAAUCUGGGCAGCUGGUCAUUGUGCCUAAAAGAGCUACUUUUUGACUGCUGUCAACAAUGUGUUUCCGAAAAGUGUUGGAAAGUCAAACUUUCCUAGAAGGUGGCUGUUAAAGAAAUUUAUUCACAGGUCAGGAGUUUUAAAAAUUUGCUUGUUUGUUUUUAAUGCUUAUUGGUACUUCUGCAUUAAAAGUAACUACAAAUGUCUUAUUAAAGUUUCCACUCUAAA
Molecule: messenger RNA, 7019 nt
Organism: Diceros bicornis minor
Lineage: Eukaryota; Metazoa; Chordata; Mammalia; Perissodactyla; Rhinocerotidae
Product: neuferricin
Exons: 4
Coding region: 702-1496 (264 amino acids)
Cellular component (GO): endomembrane system; membrane
Source: RefSeq, a predicted model, not a curated record